AGUUUUCUAUAGAUGAAAAAAUAACACUACGAUCCAUUCUUAUUUUCCCCUUUAUUUUUUUUCAUCUAUUUUCCAAACAUAGCGUAAAAUUAAGGGAAAUCAAAGUGCAAGAAACCAUUUUCUAACACUUUCACACCAACUAACAACCCUAGAAAUUUCUACUCAAUCAAACCAAACCAAUAAAUCGAACCAGACCACGAUAUUAUCCAAUCAUUAUAGGAGAGAGAAAGAGAAAAGGCCCCAAAAUCCUUCCCUCCCCCGAUCGAGUCUUUGUUUCCUCUGCAGCGCCACCGUCUUCUCCGUCUUGUUUUCGGCCUCCGGCAAGUUCGAGCAGGCGGGGCUGGCAUCAAACUGCUCCUCUCUUGAUGCUGAGUCAUAAUCUGGCCAUCCUUUGGCCGAUCGGUGCACCAUAAGAAUGGAUUGAAGCUUAUAAGAUUCGGCUGUUUUUCCCCUCUUCGUAUUCCGGCGAGUUUGAGUUUUGUGAUUAAGAGAAGUUGUUGUGGGUGUUUCUUUGAACGGCAACGUCUUCCUUUUUAUAAAUUAUAUUUUCUUUCAAGCGGAGAAUUCACGACCAAGGGCCCCAAGAGGGAGACAAGAUUCAACUCACGAGCGUGACAAUUUUUCUUGUCGUUAAAUUUAACGGACCAAACUUACCCCUUACGUUAAAAAGUCUGGUUGAAAAAGUUUAAGCGUGCUUUGCCCGUUAAAGCUAACGGAAUUAUCGAAAGCUUUGCAAUUAUUGUCGUCGUGUUCACUCCAACUUAAAAACAAUAGCACCAACAGAACUCUUUCUCCGAAACUUCAACGGAAUCUCGCUGGCAAUUUUUACCCGCCUGGGUUCGUACGGUCGGUUUAAAGAUUUGGGACCUAAGUAACCACAGAUUUGUUUAUAGGUAGAGAAAUGACAUGACUUGGUUUGAUUGGUACUCGGAAGAUUUUAUUUUCUUGUGUUCUCUGGUGUAGAUGGAGGGUAGAAGUUUCAGGCAAGAAUCACAUGUAGCACAGCAAAGCAGAAGAGAUAAGCUAAGACUAGUUGAACAAAGCUCAAGAACUUGGUUAGUUGAUAAUCACCAUGUGUUUCCUAACAAUUUGGAACAGUUGUCGGUCCAUUUGAGGCUAAACCCAGAUCUUAUCCAGGUUCGAAACGUUGGGAAUGAUAAUUUGCAUCGUUACAGUCCUAGUACUAGUGUUUUCUCAUCUGAAAUGCUAAAAUUUUCAACUAGUUGUUGUAACGGUGUUUUACCAGUUGAAAAGAAUGCAAUUUUUGAUCAAGAACUUGGUUUGGUACAAUCAAAUACUGCAUUAUUAUUCACAAAUAUGUCUAAUCCUAUUAAUUCAACUAAAGCUAGUAGUAGUAAUGACCCACAUGCCUGUAGUAGCAGCAGUCAUUGGAGAAGCAUUGAUUCUCAACAAAGUUAUGAUUGGAUGGUGAAUUAUGCAAGUGGAUUAUCAGUAGGUAGGGAAAGCAAUAAUCAAAAACCUAUUUUUGUUGGGGAUGUCUUGUCAAAUAAUGCAAAAGAAAACAAUAUUUCAAGAAAUGUUGGAUACGAUCAAGAUUUUCAUUUAUCCUCUAAUAUUCCUUCUCAAGAUUGUCAGAAGCAGCAACAAUUUACUUCUCAUGUGCAUUAUUCAUCAAUGUACCCAAAUACUCUUCAAGAUGUUGUUGCUGCUCAACCUUCUGCUUUGUUUUUUGAAAAUGCGAAUUCUUGGAGCAGUAGUGAGCAACUGGAGCUUAUUGCAAGAAAGAGUGAUCAAGAAGGUCUAUCUUUGACUCUUGCAUCAAAUCCACCGGCUAGAGCGAAUGUUAAUCACUUUGGUGAGGGAUACGAGUCUAAUAAUCAAGAUUCAAGAUAUUAUUUGUGUCCAAUUUCAAAACCAGAAAUUAGCAAUAGAGAAUGUGGAAAAUCAGUUAAUUAUUCUUCGAAUUACGUACUUCGGAAUGCUGGUCCUCUUGGUCCUUUUACAGGAUAUGCAACUAUUUUAAAGAGUUCUAGAUUCUUGAAGCCUGCUCAAGAUCUUCUAUUGGAUGAGUUCUGUACUAUAACAGGUUCAAAACUCAUUACAACAUCUGGAGAAGUUUGUAAUUUAGCUUCUGUGGAUGUUGUUAAUGCAACUAAGGCAGAGACUAGUCCUCCUAAAGUCGAUAAUAAUAACAAUAAUAACAACCAGAAUUCUGUUGUCUCAUCAUCGACAUUUUAUAGCUCGAAUGAAGUGAAUGGUGAUGUUGGUGUUGCGAGCAGUUCUUGUGAAUCUGAUAAGCCGGAGUAUCAGCAAAAGAAGGCAAAGCUUCUAUUUUUGCAAGAGGAGGUGUGCGGAAGAUACAAGCAAUAUGAUCAGCAGAUGCAAAUGGUAGCUUCAUCUUUUGAAUCAGUAGCAGGUCUAAGUGCUGCUACACCGUACCUUUCUUUGGCUUUCAAUUCAGUGUCAAGAAACUUUAAGUGUCUAAAACGUGCUAUAUCAGAUCAGCUUAGGCAUGUAGCCAAGGCGUUAGGGGAGGAUUUCUUGUCCCCCAAUACAGGUGCUAGUAGUACUAGAGGUGAUACAAGCACAUCAAGGAUGAGAUAUAUAGAUCAAAGCUUUCAGAGGCACAAAUCUGGUGGGGCUAAUGUGGCAUACUUUGAACCCCAACAACAUGUCUGGCGGCCCCAACGAGGCCUACCAGAACGUUCAGUGACGAUUCUUAGAGCUUGGCUGUUUGAUCACUUCCUUCAUCCAUACCCCACGGACACGGAUAAGCACAUGUUAGCCACUCAAACUGGUCUGUCCCGUAACCAGGUCUCAAAUUGGUUUAUAAAUGCUCGUGUCCGCGUUUGGAAACCAAUGGUUGAAGAAAUACACAUGCUUGAAACAAAAGGAUUGGCGGAAACCAAUCAGACUUUUAUGAAUGAUGUUGAUGGAAAAUCUACUGAUGGCAGUACCAGUCAGCCAGACCGUGAGCAACCCUCGAAUAAUGUUGCUGCUAGUUGUACUGUUAAUAAGCAGUUGAAAUGCUCAGGAGGAGUAAAUGCUGAGCAAUGGAAUCAAAAGAAAAGAGCGAGAGUAGAGUUGCAAGUCCCAACUAGCAUGGACGGAGCAGUAAUGAAUUUUUUGCCAUAUCAAAGAAGUGGAAUUGAAAUUGGAGGAAUUGGAGCUGUUUCACUCACAUUGGGUCUAAGGCACGGCGUAGAAAAUGCCCAGCAACAGCACACGCAGCUGCAGCAACAUGAGAAUCAACUUAGGCUGCGAUUUGGAGGUCAGAUGAUUCAUGAUUUUGUGGGUUGAUUUUUAUAGUACAUGUUCUUUUUAUCUUUGAAUGGAAGCAGAAAGUGAAUGAGAAAUUAGAAAAAAAAAAGCUCAUUAUAUAUAUAUAUAUAUAUAUCACCAAUGUUAUCUUUGCAUUGGCUAGGAAAAAUUGGUCUCUUUCAAUGAUAACUUACAUUGUUUGAGGCUUUAAUUUGUUUUGUAUAUUAUACAUAUGUUUCCCUUA
Molecule: messenger RNA, 3466 nt
Organism: Jatropha curcas
Lineage: Eukaryota; Viridiplantae; Streptophyta; Magnoliopsida; Malpighiales; Euphorbiaceae
Biological process (GO): regulation of DNA-templated transcription
Molecular function (GO): DNA binding
Source: RefSeq, a predicted model, not a curated record